Molecule: messenger RNA, 725 nt
Organism: Salvia hispanica
Lineage: Eukaryota; Viridiplantae; Streptophyta; Magnoliopsida; Lamiales; Lamiaceae
Source: RefSeq, a predicted model, not a curated record
AAAAGAAUCCAAUGUAAGGUUAUGUUCAAUUCUCAAGUUUUAAUAUCCAAAAUUUAGCCAAUAAACUUAAAAAUCUUCAAAGAUUCCCAUCAUAGCAUUGGAAGAAAGCUUAAUGCCCUUUCUCGGCAUCCCACAAAAUUAAUCUACUCGGAGUUGAAACGAAGAAGAUAGAGAUAAGGUGAUAUUGUUGUGUGUGUUCACUUCUUGCAAAAGUUGUAACAAGUGUUUGUUUUGUGUGUUUCUUGAUUUUUGGGAGUCCCUUUUUGUGUUUGUUUUUUGUUGUUGUAUAAAAAGCUGGAGCAGGGAAGAGGUGGUGGAGAAAAGGAUGAUGAAGUUGUCAAGAGAAUCAUCGGACGGUGGAGGUUGUUUCGAUCAUUGAAACAGAUGCCGUUCAAAGUUGUGACUGAUUCAAAUGGCCUCCAAAGGGUGACCCUCUCUCACCAACCUCAUGGUCAUCUGUUGAGAUACUCUUACAUGGUGGAAGGAUCGUGUCGUGGUAGAAUGAUCGUUGACGAGGAGCUUCUGUUUGUUAGGAACAAGAGUGGUGGAGGAUCAAUAUUUGGUGGGAUUUCCAUUUGCUUUCCUAAGAUUAGUAGUUUUGAGCAGCAUGAUCACAUCCGAAACAGAUCAUGGUCAAUAGAAUAUGGUGUUGGGGUUUGGAGCCCCUUGCACAGCGGAAGACUUGUACAAAACAAAUAAAUCAGACGUAGGAUCUAUUUGACCGA